CACAGCUUUCCUCACACACACACACACACACACACACACACACAAACCUUUCAUACUUUUACUUUUCACAUACAACAAUUGCAAAGAUGGCUCCUCUCAAGGUUGGCGACAAGCUCCCCGAGGGUGUCAAGUUCGAAUGGGCCCCCAUCACGGACAGCGACCCCACCGCAUGUGGCCGCCCUCAAGAGUACGAUGCUAGCAAGGAGUGGGCAGACAAGAAAGUCGUCGUCUUCUCCGUUCCCGGUGCCUUCACUCCCGGCUGCCAGGCAUACCACCUGCCACCCUACAUUGCCAAGGCCAAGGAGUUCAAGGACAAGGGCGUCGACAUCAUCGCCACAAUUGCGUCCAACGAUGCGUGGGUCAUGAACGCGUGGGGCAAGGUCAACGGUGUCAAGGGCGACGAGGUCCUGUUUCUGAGUGACACCAAGACAUUUUUCAGCAAGAACUACGGUUGGGAUGCUGGCAUGGGUGACCGCAAUGGUCGCUGGGCUAUGGUUUUCGACCACGGCAAGGUCAUCUAUGCUGAGAACGAGAAGAGCCCUGGCGAGGUUUCCGUCUCUGGUGCUGAUGCCGUCCUUGCCAAGCUGUAAACAUUGACAGCGAAUAGCAAGUGUCUCAAGAAGUCGCUGCAAAAUGACGAUAGACCUAGUUAACGUCAUAUAGACGAAUGAAUGAAAUGAAGAACAAAUCACCAUG
Molecule: messenger RNA, 696 nt
Organism: Bipolaris maydis ATCC 48331
Lineage: Eukaryota; Fungi; Ascomycota; Dothideomycetes; Pleosporales; Pleosporaceae
Product: Redoxin
Biological process (GO): hydrogen peroxide catabolic process; cell redox homeostasis; cellular response to oxidative stress
Cellular component (GO): cytoplasm; peroxisome; mitochondrion
Molecular function (GO): thioredoxin peroxidase activity
Source: RefSeq, a predicted model, not a curated record